AUGACUCAAAGUAUGAGAUCGGACCGGCUAGCCAGAUAUUUUAGAGCUGUCCUUCAUGGAACGCAGAAGGUCCAGGAUCUCAGUAGCUUCAAGCGGCUCAUCGCAGCCAUUCUCGACCAGAAAGAUCCCUGCGGUACGGUUGAGCAACUCAUCCUGAGCCCAAGCGCCCUCAGUGCUCUUCAGAUCGGAUUGAGGUUCAACCUCACACCCGCCUUCAUCAACGGAUAUACUGCGAAGUUCAUCCUGUUCUUGAAUUAUCCGGGGGUGAAGCUCAUUGGUAACGGCCUUUUUCUCGAAAAACUUCUCCUUACUAUUUCGGAGCCCCGCACCCUUUGGAGUUCGCUUGUGGAAGCAUUCUGUGCCCGAAAGCUAGAUAACGAUGCAACCCAGGCCCUUUGUUGGCUGACCAUAGAGCUACUGUCAUUGCCCACUUCGUCCGCCGUGGACAUCAGAGCUGAUGCCCAGGCCAUUGUGGAUACCGGUUUGCUUUCGUCUUCGACUUUGGUUUGUUUGAAAAAUCAAGCGCAUAAGAUCAACUACCUCCUGGAUAUGAAGGCCUCUGCAACUGCUCUAGCCGCCCCAGGAAACAAAGCCGGCGGUCGGCAUGACAACGACUUUCAUGAUUUCCGCUUGACAGCCAUCUUGCCCACCGCCGAUGAGAUGGGUUGUACCGAAAAACCCUUUUAUCGGAACGCGCACGAAAUUACACUUCUAUCCGGCAGUCAGCGCAUUGCUGGCCAUGUAGACAAUCAGUUUCGUCUUUUGCGGGAUGACAUGCUCUCGGGGCUCCGUGAUGAUUUCCAAGUCGCAAAAGGCACAAAAAAGGGGCGCCGGCCUGCCUUCCGUAUAUGCAAUCUCUCUCUCGCUCGUGUUUGUUGCAGCUCGAGCGAUCAAAAGUAUCUUCGGCCAUGCACCCUAGGCAUUACCGCCGAGUCAGGGCUUGAGAAACUCAGGAAGCUUCCAAAAGAAAAACGAAAAGCUUUCCUCAAAGACACCCCAUACUUCGUUAAGCACCGUGGGUUUGGAUGCUUGAUUCGAAACACUGAAAUCGUGGCUUUUGCUUCAAUCGAAAGAGAUAUUGAUGCCCUGGUGUCAGAUCCACCUAUAGUCAUGCUGCGAAUUGUUGGCGAGGAUGCACUGAAGAAGUCUCUCCUUUCCCUCAAACUUUACAACGAUGUGGACUUCUUGAUGGUUGACACGCCAAUAUUUGCUUAUGAGCCUAUAUUGACAUGUCUACAGGAAAGAGUCGAUUUUCCUCUCACGGAAGAGCUUUUCCUUUAUGAAAAAGAGCAGCCGGUGAAGGAAUCAAGCCUGACUCCUUGGGGCGUGGUCAAUGAGUUAAAGAAAAUGCACAAGCGCAAUAUCCAAAACAUCCUCCAAACCCCCCGACCCAUCACAUUGGAUCCAUCCCAGCUCGAGUCUCUGCUGGCAGGAUUGACGCAGAGAGUCAGUCUAAUUCAAGGGCCUCCAGGGACUGGAAAAUCAUUCAUAGGUGCCAUUCUUUCCAAAAUCCUGCAUGAUCAAACCCAAGACAAAAUAAUGGUUAUGUGCUACACCAAUCACGCUUUAGAUCAGUUUCUGGAAGACUUGCUGGACAUCGGAAUAGAUCCCUCGGCCAUUGUUCGAUUGGGCCUCAAGUCGACCCCAAGAACUAUGCCGCUGGGCCUAAAGGAACAAAGCACAGCCUUCAAAAGACCCCAAUCCACCUGGAAUCUUAUUAACAAGCUCAAGAGCGAGGGAUCGGAACAAGGCGACAACUUGAAGACAUCUUUCAGAGAGUACCAGCAGCUAGCAGUCGAUGCUGCAUCUAUCCUGGAUUAUCUGGAAUUUGAGGAGCCCGGAUACUUUGAAGCGUUAACCAUCCCCGAGAACGUGCACGGAAUGAUUUUGGCGGAUAAACGUGGAAAGGCAGCCAAGAAAGGCUAUCUUUAUGACCGAUGGAUGAAAGGAAAAGGUCCGAAGCACUUUUCUGACUUGAUUCCUGACCACUGUCACGGCCCAUGGGCACUACAGCAACACGCGCGAAAUGAGAAGGUCCAAUCCUGGAAACGAGCUUUACUUGAUGAGCAAGCUGCGUCUCUGGCUGUCAAAAUGACAUUAUUUGACAAAUGCCAGAAAAGGCUGAGCGCUUUCCUGGGUGAGAAGACCCGGACCAUCCUGAAAGGGAAGCGAAUCAUUGGCUGUACAACAACGGCUGCCGCCAUGUAUUCCGAAGAUCUCCAACAUGCGUCUCCUGGGAUCGUACUUCUUGAAGAAGCAGGUGAAAUUUUGGAAUCUCAUGUCCUCACAGCAAUAUCGCCAGAAACCAAGCAUUUGAUCUUGAUCGGAGAUCAUCUGCAGCUUCGACCGAAGAUCAACAGCUACAAUUUAAGUGCUGAAAAAGGAGACGGCUAUGACCUGAAUAUAUCUUUGUUCGAGAGACUCAUACGUGCCGGAUAUCCACAUACUACAUUGCUGAAGCAACACCGCAUGUGUCCUGAAAUAUCAAGUCUCGUCCGAAGUCUUACGUAUCCUGGAUUGGAAGAUGAUGAGAAAACCAAGUCCCGUCCCGAGCCACGAGGUCUACGAGACCGGGUGAUAUUCUUCAACCAUUCCAAUCUCGAAGCAAACUUCACAGAAAUAUCUGAUCGCCGAGAUGAAGGAUCGAAACAAUCCAAGCAGAACAUUUCCGAGGCGAAAGUUGUUUUGAAAAUUGUGAAGUAUCUUGGCCAGCAAGGGUAUGGAACAGAUAAGCUUGUCGUUCUAACGCCUUAUCUUGGCCAGCUCUUACUUCUGAAGGAGAUAUUGAGCAAAAAGAAUGAUCCUGUGUUGAACGAUCUUGACUCCUACGAUCUUGUGCGAGCAGGGCUCUUAUCGCAGGCGGGCGCAAAUUACUCCAAGCGUCAGCUGAAGCUUUCGACUAUUGACAAUUAUCAAGGUGAAGAGAGCGAUAUUGUAAUAGCAUCACUUACUCGAAGCAACGAAACCGGUGACAUAGGAUUCAUGGCUGCCCCUGAGCGACUGAAUGUUCUACUUUCUCGUGCUCGAAACGUUCUGAUACUGGUGGGAAAUUCGGAGACAUUCGUGUCUAGCCGAAAAGGACAAAGGGUUUGGAAGCCACUUAUCGACCAGCUAAAGCUCAAUGGGCACCUAUACGAUGGAUUGCCAGUGCGAUGUGAGAAUCACCCUGCAAAGAACGCAAUUCUUCAAAACCCAGAGGAUUUCGACCGUGAGACCCCAGAUGGAGGAUGCUCUGCACCGUGUGGUGUAAAACUCAACUGCGGACUUCACGAUUGCCAGUCCAAAUGCCAUCAGCUUGUGGACCACUCCAAAAUGACAUGCACAAGAAUCGUGAAAUGGAAAUGCCCACGCGGUCAUUUUUCAUCGCUCCCGUGUGCCCAGGUUAAAGGCUCAUGUCGCUUCUGCACUCAAGAAGAUCUUAUAAAAGAGCGAAAGCGUGAGCGUGACCUCAAACUAGAAGCAGAACGGCAGAGACGGCAGGCUACCUAUGCCCAGCAGCUCGCAGAAGCCCAACACGAAGUAUCCCAUUUGAGGCGUCUGCGACACGAUGAGCUUGAUGACGCAGAGCGCACUAGGAUUCUUGAACAACAUUACCAGGAAAUUCAGGAUUUGAAGAAUCCUCUUACAAUCCCACAAAUUGAAACCGAGCACAAGGGUGCCAGAGAUGUAGUAGCCAGCUCGAUUCCUUCCAGAAGCGCUGCUGGAGAGGACAAGGUGAAGGAAACUCGAAGUUGCAAGCUUGAGCCCAGUGCUACACCAACGCCUCGACAAGCGAUGCCGACUCAAAAGUCCUCCAAAGCUAAGAAUGACUGGGAUUAUCGAAAGAAAUAUCUCAAUUCCCAAAGCCUAGAAAUUGACACGUUGAUGGACAUGGUCGGGCUAGAGUCAGUGAAAGAGAAGUUUCUAGCCAUACAAUCCAAAGUCGACCUUUCAGUCCGGCAGAAGGUCGAUUUGAGUCGGGAACGAUUUGGGUCUGUGCUGCUUGGGAACCCUGGAACAGGCAAAACAACGGUAGCCCGCCUCUAUGCCAAAUUUUUGGCAGCGGUAGGGGUCAUUCCUGGCCAUGUAUUUAUCGAAACGACUGGGUCCAGACUGGCGAAUGAUGGUGUCUCGGGAUGUGAGAAAAUCAUCGAAAAGCUCCUCAAGGAUGGUGGAGGGGCUAUUUUUAUCGACGAAGCCUACCAACUCGUUCAGGGUAGUAGCGUUGGGGGGAGCCAGGUCGUCGACUUCCUUCUUGCUGAGGCUGAGAAUCUCACUGGGAAAAUCGUCUUCAUACUUGCCGGAUAUCAGCGACCGAUGGAAAAGUUUUUCAGUUACAAUCCUGGACUUCCCAGUCGCUUUCCACAUGAGCUGCAAUUUGACGACUUUGACGACACGGAGUUGAUGCAAAUCUUGCAGAGUUGGAUUGAAAAGACAUACAACAAGCAAAUGAAAGUUGACGGUGGCCUUGGGGGUCUCUACUGCCGCAUUGUCGCUAGCCGAAUAGGACGCGGACGCGGACGUGAGGGUUUCGCAAAUGCAAGAGCUGUUGAGAAUGCUAUGGCAAAGAUUUCUGAGAGACAGUCCGAGCGGCUGGCCCAGCAGAGGCGGCAAUGUGUCUCGCGAGUUGACGACUUUUUCUUGGAUGGGCAGGAUAUCAUUGGCCCCGACCCAUCACAAGCACUAAAAUCAUCCAAAGCAUGGCAAAGACUGCAAGAUAUGAUCGGACUGGGUACUGUGAAAAAGACACUCGAAGCUCUUGUGAACACACUGCAGUUCAACUAUCGACGUGAGCUUGAUGAACAACCCCUGGUAGAGUACAGUCUUAAUCGUGUCUUCCUUGGGAAUCCCGGAACCGGAAAAACGUCAAUCGCAAAGAUCUAUGGGCAGAUACUCGUUGAUAUCGGGUUUCUAUCCUGUGGUGAAGUGGUCGUGAAGAAUCCGUCUGAUUUUGUGGACAGCGUCAUAGGAGGGUCCGAGAAAAACACGAAAGGAAUUCUCGCUGCUACAUUAGGAAAGGUUCUCGUCAUUGACGAAGCCUACGGUCUCUUUGCUGGAGGAACAUCGGAUGGCACAGGAGCCAGAAGUGACCAAUUCAGAAGUGCUGUUGUUGAUACCAUCGUGGCUGAGGUACAGAGCACACCCGGAGAUGACAGAUGUGUCCUCCUCCUGGGUUACAAAGACCACAUGCAGCAAAUGUUCCAAAAUGUCAACCCUGGCCUCAGCCGACGCUUUCCCAUGGACCAGGCAUUUGUCUUUGAAGAUUUCACCAAGCAAGAGCUGGAUCUUAUUCUGGAUCUUAAACUUAAAGAACAGGGGUAUAGUGUUACCGACCGUGCUCGGCGAGUGGUCUCGGAGAUGUUAGAACUAGCUCGAAAUCGAUCUCACUUUGGAAAUGCCGGCGAGAUUGAUAUUUUGCUCGACACAGCAAAGAUGCACCACCAAAAGAGGCUUUCUUCGGGUGGAUCCAUCACCCAAGCCUUCGACGCCGUCCUGGACGCAGCUGACUUUGAUGAGAACUUUGAUCGCGCGGACAAGGAUGAAGCGAGCGUUUUAAAAUUGUUUGAGGGGGUUGUGGGAUGUGAAAACAUCGUUUCCAAGUUAGAAGGGUAUCAGCAGAUGGUGAGGAGUCUCAGGCAGCUGAAUAUGGACCCUAGGGGGAGAUUGCCUUUCAACUUCGUCUUUCGAGGACCUCCAGGAACUGGUAAAACAACUACAGCCAGAAAGAUGGGGCGAGUAUAUUACGAUAUGGGUCUGUUGGCUUCGGACGAGGUGGUCGACGUAUCAGCAACGGACUUGGUUGGUCAGUACAUCGGGCACACCGGCCCAAAGACUCAAAAGCUACUGGAGAGCGCUCUUGGAAAAAUUCUCUUUAUAGACGAAGCAUAUCGUCUUACAGAAGGGCAUUUUGCUCAAGAGGCCAUGGACGAACUCGUGGACUGUAUCACGAAGCCCAAAUUUGCCAAAAGGUUGAUCAUAAUUCUGGCUGGCUAUGAUGCCGAUAUAAACCGACUCAUGUCAAUGAACACUGGUCUAACCAGCCGCUUCCCUGAGUGUAUUCAGUUUGAACCUCUUUCACCGAGGGAGUGCAUCCAGUUGUUGGACGCACUACUAUCGAAAGAAAGAGACGAUAUUUUUGAGAAAGCACAGGUUGAAUUCGACAUUACUUGCCUGCAAAUACCGGACUCUCAAUUUACGAUGGAGAUUUCCCAGCGCGUCGAUGUGCUUUCACAAACAGCAAAAUGGGCCAAUGCACGAGAUGUUGAGACUUUGCAACAGACCAUUUUUGGGAGGACUCUAAAGUCAUUCAAGGCCUGCAAUGGAAAGAAGUUGCUAUUGAGCAAACAAGUAGUGAUUGAAGAACUUGACAAUAUGAUUCAAGAGCGUUCCAAGCGUGAAAACUGUUCGGUGCAGCGCCCCUCAAUUGGAAUCCAUCAGGGAGAGCCGAAGCUGUCCUUACAAUCGAGACCCAUGGAUCAACCUGUGACUAAAGUCGAUACCAAAGCUUCUCCUCAGGCGGGCCUGACAGCAGACGUCAAUCCAAAUACGGCCAUGAAACCAGAGACACAACAGCAACCCACUACCUCUGAUCGUGACCCUAAUGUCUCAAAUGAAGUCUGGGAUCAACUAAAAAAAGACAAAGCGGCAGCAGACGCCAGGGAAAUUGAGAAUUUGCGUGUGAUAAAAGAGAUUGAAGAGCUGAAUAAUAAAGUCCUGAAACUCAAAGAAGAAGAGGAACAAGCGGCAAAAGAAGCUGAAAAAGCAAAUGCGGAUGAGGCUUUAAGAAGACAUCAUGAGAAAGCUCGAUUACUGCAUGAAUUGGAACGAAGGAGAAAGGAGGAGAUUGCCAGAGAGCUAGAAAAGCAGCGUGAAGCUUUGGCUGACGCUCGUCGCAAGGAUCAGGCUAGCCAGGAGAAGCUCAAGGCAAUGGGCGUUUGUCCUGUGGGAUAUCGAUGGAUCAAACAAAAUGCAGGGUAUCGAUGCGCUGGUGGCAGCCAUUAUGUUUCCGAUGCUCAACUUCAGUGA
Messenger RNA from Penicillium nucicola, 7005 nucleotides. RefSeq names its product protein GbpA (gene GbpA). The transcript is spliced from 6 exons. Lineage: Eukaryota; Fungi; Ascomycota; Eurotiomycetes; Eurotiales; Aspergillaceae. The coding region runs from base 1 to 7005 and encodes 2334 amino acids. Gene Ontology annotation, molecular function: helicase activity; ATP binding; ATP hydrolysis activity. The record is from RefSeq and is a predicted model, not a curated record.